Molecule: messenger RNA, 1056 nt
Organism: Salvia splendens (bonfire salvia)
Lineage: Eukaryota; Viridiplantae; Streptophyta; Magnoliopsida; Lamiales; Lamiaceae
Product: protein SOB FIVE-LIKE 5-like
Exons: 4
Coding region: 159-692 (177 amino acids)
Biological process (GO): cytokinin biosynthetic process
Source: RefSeq, a predicted model, not a curated record
CCUCAAUAUCUACUACUCCCACAAACCUAAGAAGAUCAACAAACAACCACCCUCCCACACACACACACAUAUAUAUAGAUAUAUACACAACAUAAAUAGAUCAAACAGUAUACAGUAACACAAACAAGAAGAAGAAGAAGAAGAAGAAGAAGAAUACAAUGAAUUACAUAUUCGAAAAUCAAGAAUGCAGCAGCGGUUGUGAGUCAGGCUGGACUCUCUACUUCCAGCAGUCUUAUAAAACGGAAGACGAUUCGCCUGAGCCCCGGACGAAGAGAUCUACCGAGGAGGACGACGACGAAGAUCUGUCUAUGGUGUCGGACGCCUCGUCCGGGCCGCCUCAGGUGCAUGAGGAAAGCUGCUUCUAUGAUAACUACGCUACGGUUUCUGAGCCGUCGUCGGAAAGGAAGAAGAAAAGGGCAAAUCGAUGUCGGAAAAAGGCGCCGGAACAAUCCUCUUUGCUCGACGACACUGCUAGCUCGUCGCUUUACGGAUACUGCUAUAAAACAAGAAGCCAGGCAUCAGUGGAGAAUGUGGUGGAAUAUUCACAAGGCUACUCCUCAACUCAGUUUGAGGUGAGACCUACAUAUGUAGAGGGGCAUUAUGAUUUCUUGCAGUCUGGAAACCAACAACUUCAGCAGCAAAACCAAAAAGGAAAUGAGCGAGUAGCUCGGGACGGAGGGAGUAUUUACUAGUAGUAAAUUGGAUUUGGUGUGAAUCUUAGCAGGUGGUUUGAUUUGAAGGUAAAAGGUGGUGACUGGUGAGAUGAUGUAAUAAUGUUCAAAAGGGUUAUGUUUUUGCAAAGGCAAAAAUGAGUCUUGAAAAGGGGAUUUUGUUUCCUUUUCUUCUCUGCUGUAAUACAAGUGGGAAACAGCUUGAAAGAAAGAAAAAAAAGCAGAAGAAGUGGAAUUUCAAAUCUCAAUAUUUUGUACUAGUAGAUUCAAGAUUUUCUAGUAUUAGAAAUAAUGGCAACAAUUAUUUUUUAAUUUAUGUAAUUAUAUGUAGACAGCCCCUUGUGCUCCCUUUUGCUGCGACAUUGAAGAUCUGUCUAGAAUUUGU